GUGCCUUUAUAUUUAUUAUUUAUUAUCACUCAUUUAUUUCUUUUCUUCUUCUUCGUCUUCUUCUUCUGCCCUCUCCUCUGCAUAUAAAGGAGCUCUGCGCCCUCUUUCCUCGUCUCGUUAAGAUGGAAAGCCCUUCACCCUUUGCCAAAGUACUGGAGAAGCAACAAUCUAUAAAGAACGAGCCCAGAACUCUGUUUGAAGAAGAAAUGGAGUUAGCCAGAGAAGCUGCUCUGGAAGUGAUCAAUAAUACCCGAAAACAAGCACUCAAGAUAUUUUUGGAGGGAUUGGAGCCGAUAAAGAUCAGUCCACUGAUGCCAAAAUGGGAAUCAUUGAAUUUUGAGGAAGUGAACCAAGAAUUCUGCUAGCUGAAUGAUGGAGGAUCGGACUCCUUAAUGUUUUUGUUUUCCUAGUAGUACUUGGUGUUUGUAUCAAUUAUAUAUGACUACUGCUGAUACCUAUGGCUUUAUAUUUAUAUGUUUUGAGUAGAUGGAUCAUAGUUCCCAUCAUACUUCAUUACCUUUUAUUGCCAUCCCUCAUCACAAUGUGCCAUGAAGAGAGCCUCACAUUAAUGUUGUUCUUGGAGUUCCUGUGGUGCUCAUUAGAUUGGUAAUUGGUCUAUCACAUUUUUAUUACUUAGAUGAUUCAAUGAAAAGUAACCUUUUUU
Messenger RNA from Rubroshorea leprosula, 664 nucleotides. Lineage: Eukaryota; Viridiplantae; Streptophyta; Magnoliopsida; Malvales; Dipterocarpaceae. The record is from the annotation of a GenBank genome assembly.